Messenger RNA from Plasmopara halstedii, 717 nucleotides. RefSeq names its product metalloprotease family. The coding region runs from base 1 to 717 and encodes 238 amino acids. Gene Ontology annotation, molecular function: metalloendopeptidase activity. The record is from RefSeq and is a predicted model, not a curated record. Lineage: Eukaryota; Oomycota; Peronosporomycetes; Peronosporales; Peronosporaceae. The transcript has 7 exons.
AUGCGCUCUCUUCGGUGCCUUAUCAUCUUUGCUAUCGCCACGGCCGCCACCACUACUGCGGAUUUCACGGAUGUUCUCUGGAGUGGCCUCAACGUUGGCCUCAGCGCUGGCCUCGGUGCUGACGCCGAAACCGGCAUCGAACCCGACGUUGACACUGGCGUCGACACUAGCGUCGAGACUAACGUCGAAAGUAAUGUCGACAAUAACGCCAAUAAUGAACCUGAUCCCAGCGUCGAAUUUGCCAAGGACACUGCCAAUGCAGCUGUAGAUUACUUUACGGUGCGCAAGAUGGAUAUCACAAAGUCGGAUCUCUUGGCUUGCAGUGAGAUUCGAUCAGCGCGUGAGUCCGAGUGCUAUCACAGGGCAAAAUUGCUGGCAACUUUGCUGCCCGAUGUGAAGUAUUUUCGAGAAAUUACACAAUGGCUGAAUACGCGAUGUGUUCGUGAGCAUGCUAUUCGUUCGACCAGUUCCAUGUUCCCUGCCGAAGCCCGAGAUCAAGUUGACAAGAUCGUAUUAUCAGCUACUUACACAUUACAAAAUACGGAUGGAUACGACUUUACAGAGCAGAGAGCACAGCUACGAAGAAUUCAAAACGUAUAUGUUCGUGUGGACAAUAGCAGUUUUUUAAACCGCAAUACUUUGUUGGAGCUCCAGACUAUGAUCACAGAAUCAAAGAAUCUCUCUUCGCGCUUUGACAUGUACAUCCAAUGCAACUGA